Molecule: messenger RNA, 4990 nt
Organism: Myripristis murdjan (pinecone soldierfish)
Lineage: Eukaryota; Metazoa; Chordata; Actinopteri; Holocentriformes; Holocentridae
Gene: zfyve21
Product: zinc finger, FYVE domain containing 21
Exons: 8
Coding region: 47-781 (244 amino acids)
Molecular function (GO): metal ion binding
Source: RefSeq, a predicted model, not a curated record
UGUGGCAGGAGGACUCUACUGUACGAGGAGAAUUUGUUGCUGGAAAAUGUCUUCAGUGCCUGAUGGCAAAAAACUGGUCCGGAGCCCGAGUGGCCUUCGCAUGGUGCCGGAGAACGGCGCCUUCAACAGCCCCUUCUCCCUGGACGAGCCGCAGUGGGUCCCCGAUAAAGAGUGCCCGAGAUGUAUGCAGUGUGACACCAAGUUCGACUUCAUCACAAGAAAGCACCACUGCCGGCGGUGUGGCCGGUGUUUCUGUGAUAAGUGCUGCAGUAAGAAGGUGGCGCUGCCCCGCAUGUGUUUCGUGGACCCGGUGCGGCAGUGUGCCGAGUGCAGCCAGGUGUCCCACCGGGAGAUGGAGUUCUACGACAAACAGCUCAAAGUGCUCAUGGGAGGCGGGACGUUUGUGGUGACUUUGGGCUCGUCGGAUAAAUCUGAAACCAUGAUGUGUCGCCUCUCCAACAACCACAGGUAUCUGUUCCUGGACGGUGAAAGCCACUUCGAGGUGGAGUUGUCUCGGAUCUCCAGCAUGCAGGUUUUGACGGACGGGACGAGCCCAGGAGAGAAUGACAUUCACACUUACACCAGUCUGCUGGACAGUCACUAUAUCUCUGAAGGAGGGACGUCGCGGGCCAGCGGCAUGCUGCUCCAUUACAAGCCGAUGGGCUCCCAGGAUUCCCAGCAGCUUCGCAUGGAGGCAGCAGAGGACAAGAAGGUGGCCUCGUCAUGGCUGGCGGCGAUGCACAAGGCGGCCAAGCUGCUGUAUGAAGCCCGGGACCAGUGACGAGCCGCCGGCCUGCAGCAGACAAACUCCAGGCAGCACACACCCAAGUGUUUUCUAGCCCGUCUGUCCGGCGCCGGGUAUCGUUUGGAUUUUAUUAACGCCGAUUCUUAUUCUGCUCUUACAUUUGAUUCCUCAUCCGUUCUCGACGCCGGCUCUUAUCAUGGUGAUUUUUUUUGGGAAAAAAUGUUUGUAGAGAAGAAACUUUUAUUACCUCUGUAACCAAGUACAUUGUACAUACAUCAUGUUUACCACAAGUAGGCCGACUGUUUAUAUUGUUUUAUUUUUCUGAAGUCUAUCGGAGCUUUCUUAAUUAUUAUUCAUCUUGUUUUAAUACUUUAAAAAAAAAAAUCAGGGCAUGCAGCGUUAAUGUUUCUCCAUGAAAGUGUAAACGACAGCAGGAAUGCAGCUUUCCAGAGCCGAUGGAUGCCUGUCAGCUCCGGGAGGCUGCCGGCAGGUUCUGAUCCAUUUAUUUUAACAGAAAGUGAGAAUUUGAAAAUUGUUUCUGUCGCCCAAACCUACGUCUCAUCUGAUCUCGCCUCUGUUACAGCAGUAAAUCCACAGCGGCCCUGCUGUUCCAUGAAUUCACGCUGAUCUCGCGCCGCUUUACGCGCAAAAUCGUCCGCGAGGCUUUUAUUUCGCCGCAGAAACGAUGAGAGAGACGUUUCAUCGGCCCCACAGGAGGCGCUUUCUCUCACAGGUCAGAGGUCAGCAGCUGGGACAGAUUCAGUGUCUUGCUCAAGGGCACUUCAGCAGAGGUGAUGCUGCUUGUUGUGUUCUGAGAUAAAGGACAUCUCAGAGGAAAAAUCCACCCUAAACACAUUAAAGGAAUAUGCCAACGUUUUGGGCAAAAUCGCCUUUUUUUUUUUUUUUUUUUUGAGACUGAGACUUGAAAUUCGACACCAUUUCCACCUCUGUACGUCCGCUGGUUUAGUUCCUAUGGGUAAUUUUAGCUUAGCAUAAAGACUUGAAGUCUAUGGGAGUCGUUAGCCUAGCUCUGUCAUAUUGAAAAACUAACUCAUAAUAAUAAGAGGUGUAUUUCACAUCCACAUGAUCCACUGUGUAAAUCAGACAGCUUCAGAGUUGCUGUAAGGUUUAUUUGUUUCACUUUGACAGAGCCAGGCUAACAACUCCCAUAGACUUCAAGUCUUUAUGCUAAGCUAACAUGGAAACAGUACCUGUAGGAACUGAACCACUGGAUGUACAGAGGUGAAAAUGGUGUCCAUCAUCUGGUCUCAGUCUGGGGAAGUCGGAAAAAGGGGAUUAUAUGCAAAACGUUGGCGUAUUCCUUUAAUACGGAUGAAAAAAACCUCACUAUCACUGAUGUACUCUGUAUUUUUGGGCCCAUUUGGUUGUUUUGGUGGUGUAUUUUAAUGUUUCCAGUCGCUAAAAUCGACAAAUCUAGACAACUUGACAUCACACUGAGAUAUUUCUUUGCACCCGCAGUGGAAUUAGAUCGCAGAAAACGUUUUGGAGAUCUAAAACAUCAUCGUCAGGUUUUGGUGCAGAAACGAGGCAGAGUGAGGGAGAGUAAAACUCAUCACAUCACAAAAUAACUUGAGUCGAACAUCACAGUUUGAUGCAGUUUGAUGCAGUUUGACCGCGUCAGGGUGGAUUUUUCCUCCUCAGAGCCUGGCUGUCUGGGCGCUAAUUAAGUUUGACAGUAAAUGAGAUGUAGGUUCAGCGUCAUUUAGUUCAGCUGAAGUUUUAUUUCCCUGCACAUUCUCGUCAUAACUCUGCUCUCUGCCACAGAUAUUUGCAGAUUUUAGUCCUUAGGCCUCGCUGUCUAAGGGAAACUACAGACUAUUCACUGAUUCUAGUGAAGUAAACACACACACACACACACACACAUAUGCAUACACACAGUACACGCAACACUUUAAUAAAUGCUUUAAAUGUAGUCUCAUGUAUCGAAUUUUUGUAUGAACUAUUUUGUUAAAUAUUCCUAUUUUAACACACGGACGCAGUGUAUGUACUUGCAUACUUUUUAAAGCUGAAGUUUGACUAUAGUUUUUGUAGCACUUGUAUACAGUAAUUGUUUCUUUCCUACGCAAAGGCCUGAAUACUUUUUUUUUUAACUUUGGUGGUCCUUUUACCAUUUUUUUUUUUUUUUUUGUUAAUAAUCUGAUUUGCCGAGCCACAAACCAGAAAGGCAAGUUACCACCUGCUGUUGGUUAAUGCUGUUUGAUUUCUGCUGCUGGUUUUUCAACAAGGAAAAUGCAGUUUAGAUGCCCUUCAAGUUGGAUAUUAAAGUAGUAAACCCUGAUUUUCCCUAACCAGGUUAAACGUGUUAAAUUAACGCUGUGUCACGUUAAUUUAACACGUUUAAAAUGAUCAGAAUGCACUUAAAGGAUACGUUUGAUAUUUUUCCAUCCAGCUUAAAUUUAAAUGUUGGUUCCUUUUAUUUGUAUUUACUCAGUAGAAAACAAAGACACAGGACAUGGGACUUGAAUCACCACAGGUUUUCGUCGUUUGUUAUAAUUAAAAAUGAACAGAAACGAACUGAACAUCAGCUGCUUCUAGUUAGCCUCCAACACAGGGCAAUUUUUAUUUUUUUUUUCUCUCAAAAACGUUGCAAAUGUCCUUUUUGGAAAAACAGGAAACGCACAUUACAGCCACAUACUGUCUUUAAAUUAUGCACCAAAAAAUGGUUGCACGCCAUGCUUUCUAACAGGUUUUGUUUAGCAUUAGCAUUUAGCUUUCAACUUUAUGACGAUGUUAGAGGUGUACCGUGGCGAAACCUAAAAAGUAGCCCCAAAAAUAGUAAAGAACAGUAGUUUUCAGUUUUCAAAAAAGGUGAUGGUGAUUUUUAAAUGAUGGGAAUCAACAUUUUAAUACAGCUUCUGGUUAAAAAAAAAUACCAAACCUAUCCUUUUAAGCUCAAUUUUCAGCCUUAUGUGAUCAUAAAUCCAUAAAAAUCCCCGCGUGGUGAACGGUAAAACACAAAUUUGAGAUGUAUAGUUGUGCGAGCAAGCGAGCUAAGAUGACCAAAUAUUGACCUAAUAUUUGCUUUUGUAAACAGAAACAGUAUUUUUAUGUCGGCUAAAGAAAAUCUUGCAGCUGUCUGUGUUUUUCUGUUGUUGUUUUUUUUUUUUGGAGCUGGACCGCCAUAAUACACAGACAUUUUUUGCAAGUUUUACCUGUUCGCUUUGAAAAUUUCAACCUCCAUCGUAAAAUGCAACGCGACAUUAGCUGUCCUUUACUAAGCGAAGUUAAAUAUGACACUAUCGUCUGGGUUUGUUGGCCUUUUCCCCUUUUUUCAUACGUCGUACCAAAUGAAAAGUUUCCCCCCGCCUCCCGACAUUUAUGUGAUGUUUUUUUUGUUUUGUUUUGUUUUGUUUUAUGCUGCUCACCUAAGAAUACUUCAAGUCACGAGUUGUAAUUUGGUUUUUGGAGCGAGGAAGAUUGUGAGGUUCGGUGUAAAAAAAGAUGUCUGUGUGGUAACUUUGACGUUGUCUCAAAGGUGUAAUAAUCAUGAAGUUAUGCAAUUUAAAAUUUUUUUUUUUUGUUCUGUUUUAUUAUCCAUUAUCCAUUUUGAGCUGGUCUGUGUGAUUAGGACGAGGGCUGCACAGUUUUAACUUUUGCCCGUUAUUUUAUGAGAUGUUGGCAAUUAGGCUCUGUGAUUUUGAGGAAUGAAAUCAUAAUUGUGCUUUUUGCUGCGUGCACAACAUCAAGUGUGUUCAGACGCAGCGUUGCGAAUCAAAAAAAUUAAACAUCAGCCUGUUAGAUUUCAUCCGAAUUGGACCAGCGGUGUGGCAGCUACAGUGGCCUUUCAAAACUGGAAACUUUGGUCUUUAAUUACAGCGCCCCCAUCUGGCCAAUCUCUCUCUCUUUUUUUUUUUCUUUCUUUUUUUUUUUUUUUAACAAACAGUGCCAAAAUGUCAUCCCUCAUCAAGUCACACCAGUGUGCAUUUUGGUCUAUUAACUGUGCAAACUCAAAGUACAAUACAUCAUUAUACUCUGGUUAAUUGUGCAGCCCUAACAGCCGUGUGUCUGCAGUUUAUUAGUUAAAUGUUUCGCUGUUAAUUCACAUUUGGAGGUUUGCACUACGUCUAACAGUACCAAGUCAUUACUUCUCCAGUGUUUGUACCUGCACUUUAUGGUCAGCCUGAUUUACGGUCCUUUUUAUCCUGCCGCUUCAUUUAUUAUACUGAAAAAUGAUGUACACCCUUUGUUUAAUUAUCCUAUUGAGAAUAAAAUCAAGUGUUUAUA